Messenger RNA from Fonsecaea nubica, 945 nucleotides. RefSeq lists its product as hypothetical. NCBI's taxonomy places the organism in Eukaryota, Fungi, Ascomycota, Eurotiomycetes, Chaetothyriales, Herpotrichiellaceae. The record is from RefSeq and is a predicted model, not a curated record. Bases 1 to 945 code for a protein of 314 amino acids. Gene Ontology annotation, cellular component: cytoplasm. The transcript has a single exon.
AUGCCCGAGAUCCGCGAUGACAAGGCCCAAUAUGUGGUACCUUUCAUCCUUUCCCUACUUGCCGAGUACCAAGAGGCAUAUGCGACGUCCCCGAAUCCACCACCCUUCUUCAUUGGCCUGAACGGUGUUCAAGGGGCAGGAAAGACUGUCUUGGUGGACAUCUUAAAGAGCACCUUGUCGUCUCCGCCCCAUAAUCUUUCCGUGGUGGUCUUCUCCCUCGACGACCUCUAUCUGACGCACGCAGACCAAGUGGCGCUGGCACAGUCACACUCAGACAACCCGCUGUUGCAACACAGAGGACAGCCGUCAACGCAUGACAUUCCCCUGGCGCUCUCAGUGUUUGCGAGUCUGAAGCAAAACAAGCUCACUAAAAUCCCGCGAUACAACAAGGCUGCGUUUUCGGGCCAGGGAGAUCGUGUCCCCGAGAGCGAGUGGGAGGAGGUUAACACCGAUCCCUCCAACCCAGUCCGCGUGGUCUUGUUUGAGGGCUGGUGCGUCGGGUUCCGGCCCCUGGCCCAAGAAGCCUUGGAGUCCAAGCACGCGGCGGCCGUGGCGGCUUUGCAGAACUCCACGACCGACAACCCGUACCACGGCCGUCUGGGCCACAACACCCUCAAAUCCAUCACGACCAUCAACGAAGCUCUUCACAAAUACGACGAAAUAACCACGCAGCUGGACGCCUUCAUCCACAUCGACGCCCUAGACCCGCAGUAUGUGUACAAGUGGCGCUUGGAGCAGGAGGCCGGCCUCCGCGCGACAAGGGGGAGUGGGAUGACGGACGAACAGGUCAAGCAUUUUGUAGACGGCUACUAUCCAGCGUACGAGCUGUACACGGACACGUUGAGGCAGGGGGUGUUUAAGGGCAUCAAGGACCACUGGCAGGGCAAGCAGCUGCGGUUGGUGGUCGGGGAGGAUCGCAAGGUGAGGGAGGUAGUGAAGAUAUAA